Molecule: messenger RNA, 937 nt
Organism: Moneuplotes crassus
Lineage: Eukaryota; Ciliophora; Spirotrichea; Euplotida; Euplotidae
Source: the annotation of a GenBank genome assembly
AACAAAAGAGAACUGAUUUUUCCAAAGACCGGAUCCUUCUUCCAAGCAAUCUGUGUUCAUUUGCUGCCAUUUUAUGGGUACAUGGACCAGAAUGAGAUUUUGAUGACCCUCCUAUCCAAAGCGUGCCAUAAUUUCUGGAAAGAGAGCAGAGAAGUUGUUCUAAAGAAAUCCAUCAUCAAUAAAAGAAAAAUUGUUGUUAACCCUCUUACUGAUCAUAAAAGAUUGAGACUCAUCAAGCUACAGAAGAUGUACAAAUAUAUUGAUGUUAGCCUUCAUAUUGGGACAGAAGAAAUAGAGCUCACAACAUUUGAAUACUUCAUUUUCUUCUUGGCAAAUCCUUCAUUAUUAGGUCGAUUUGGGAACGAGUAUCCAAAUUUCAAGGAAAUCUGAUACGAUUUUGAACUUCAAGAGCCCAUUCAAAAUAUUUUUGUGAGGGAAGAAUCUAUACAGGAAGACGAUUUAAACAAAGUCAGAGAGGUACUUUUUGAUGCCUUUACUAUCAACGAAGUGUCGGUUUCCGAAUAUUAUCAGAAUCCAAAACAUACAAUCAUUGGAUCUCUAGAUCCAGAUGAAGACAAAAAAGCCAAAAAGAAAAGAUUAAAGGAUCUCCAAGGUCUCGUAACUACUCGUGAAAAGGUGAAGAUCCUGAAAAUUGACAGAGAUGACUUCAACCAGUUUGAAUCAGGAAAGCAAUGUAAUUGCGCUUCCGUACCUAAAAAGACAUCUCGCAGGAAUAGGAUAAAUUCGUAAGUUAGUUCUAAACAUCAGCUAAUUUGGCAUGUCUCGGGGGUGGCAUACACCUCCUUUUCUAUAGUCUCUGUCAAAAGUUCCAAACUCUUAGAAUUUUAAAGAGAUUUAAUGUUUAUGUGCUUAAGAAAGAGAGAAAAAUGACUCUUAAAGGUCCCCUCAGCAUUGAAUUUUGCCCUUCUAGUUCUUG